CUGUAUCAUCGAUGAUGGGUUCAGAAGCGCUGACCAGCAGCUGUCAAAUCGGAAACGUCACAAAGCCGCGCGCAAAUGUAAACAAUCAGUUGUGAUAAGAACGAGGGCUAAAAUUCACGUUUUCCCGAUUAUUCUAUACUUCCACUAACUUCUAGAUAACAAGUUUUGCUUCAGUAAUUGUUUCUCGUUGAAUAAUGACCCUUGAAGCAAUCAAGUAUAAAGCUGGCCAGCUUCAAAUACUCGACCAGCUUCUGUUGCCCGGAGAAUCGAAGUACAUUCCUAUUGCCGGUGUUAAGGAUGGUUGGAGUGCGAUUCAUAAGAUGCAGGUCAGAGGUGCACCAGCCAUUGCCAUCGUUGGAUGUUUAUCGCUCGUGGUAGAGAUUUACGAUAAACAGUACGUCACGAAGGUUGAGCUCGAGCAGGAAGUAAGCAAACAUCUGCAAUAUCUCGUCACGUCACGACCGACGGCAGUCAACCUGAAGCUGGCAGCUGAUGAUGUGAAGGGUCUGGUUGAAAGUUUCUUGGCCAAUGAAACGGUUAAUGUUGAUGGAAUGAAGCAAGAGGUUAUCAAGUCAAUUGAAUGUAUGUUGGAGAAGGAUAUCAGCGAUAAUCGUGCCAUUGGCGACAAUGGUGCCAAUGUUCUGUUGAAAGGAAUAGAUAGGCCAUUGAAUUUGCUAACCCACUGCAACACUGGCUCGCUAGCUACCGCUGGUUACGGGACUGCUCUAGGCGUUAUACGGAGUGUAAAUGAAAGGAAUCUCCUCGAACACGUGUUCUGUACUGAAACGCGACCGUACAACCAAGGCGCUCGCCUGACAGCCUAUGAACUUGUGCACGAUAAACUCCCAGCUACCCUAGUCACGGACAGCAUGGUAGCCGCCCUACUGAACAGCCGAACAAUCGAUGCCAUCAUCGUCGGUGCGGAUCGUGUCGCGGCGAAUGGUGAUACAGCGAACAAAAUUGGCACGUAUCAGAUGGCUGUUGUGGCAAAACAUCACGGUGUGCCGUUUUACGUGGCCGCUCCGUUCACCUCGAUCGAUGUCGCUAUUGUAGACGGAUCGCACAUUAAAAUUGAAGAACGUCCGGAACACGAGCUAACGCACAUCGGUGGGCAGAGGAUUGCUGCACCCGGAAUUGGGUGCUGGAAUCCGGCAUUUGACGUUACGCCGGCCGAACUGAUAACGGGCAUUAUCACCGAGCGCGGUGUUCUGAAACCGAGCGAACUGGCCGAAAAGGUCAGACAGAAAUGAAUGAACCGUUCGUGUUGCGGUCCGGCAACGUUAUUUACGCAAGAAUCGUUUUGUUUUAUUGCGGGUACGGUAAUGUACCGAGAAAGAGAGAGAAUUUACUAGCUUGUUAGAAAAAUAAACUAAUACAUUCAGAAGUUGAAUAAGGGAAUUAUGCUUUUUUUUGCUAAUGAGAUAACAUUAACCCAAACAUGCAAGAGGUUGAGAGCAUGAAUCACGUUGUGCGUAAAAAGUGGCUGCGUACUUACGAAUGUUAGUUGACAGUUAUUUUUGA
Anopheles funestus (African malaria mosquito) is the source of this 1521-nucleotide messenger RNA. Its product is annotated as methylthioribose-1-phosphate isomerase. The record is from RefSeq and is a predicted model, not a curated record. NCBI's taxonomy places the organism in Eukaryota, Metazoa, Arthropoda, Insecta, Diptera, Culicidae. The coding region runs from base 195 to 1250 and encodes 351 amino acids. The transcript has 5 exons. Gene Ontology annotation, molecular function: S-methyl-5-thioribose-1-phosphate isomerase activity.